AUGGCUAGCCCUACAGUUCUCUCGUUUGAUACUGAGGGCCGCCUGAUUAAGUUUGAGACCUGGCUCGAUGAUCUGCACCUGUUCCUCCAGCUCACUGCCAGAGAGGAUAUCUCGCUGUACGAUCACGCACUAGGCACAGUCCCUCCUCCUGCUACUACUGCUACCGCUACUGCUCGCUCGCAGUGGCAGACUCGCGAUGCCCCCGCCCGCUUUGCCAUUCGCAACUCCCUGCCAGUCGAUGAGCGAGAGCACUUUGGCCAGCAUCAGACUGCGCAGGCCCUGUACACUGCUGUAGUUGCGCGCUACUCCUCCCCGGCCUCAGCUGCACUAGGCCGUCUCUCCCUUCCCUACCUGUUCCCCGACCUGUCCGCUUUCCAGACAGUCGCUGACCUCAUCACUCACCUCCGUACUAGUGAUGCCCGCUUCCGUGCAGCCAUGCCCGCUGAGUUUCUUGCCUCCAACCCUCCCCCGCUCUGGCUCACUCUCUACCACCUCGUCACCCGCCUCCCUGACACUCUGCGUACAGUCAGGGACCACUUCCUAGCUCGCUGCCCCACUAAGCUCACCAUUGCCGCCCUAGAGAAGGAACUACUUGCAGCUGAGAAGAGUAUUGUAGCUGUAGGUGCCUCUCGUGGCGACCCCCGCACCCCUUUCUUCGAGGGGUGUUCCCCCUCCCCCCUCCUCCCUUCUGUCGCCUCUGCUACUGCUGUCGACCUUCUUGGUGCUGAGCAGGUCAGCUCUGCGUCCGCUCCCAGCGGGCGCCGCAGCGGCAAGGGCAGGGGAGGCAAGGGCGGUGGGGGUGACGGCGGGGGCGGCGGUGGUGGGGGUGGUGGCAGCGGUGGGGGCGGUGGCGGGGCUGGAGGGGCUAGUGGCAGCGGUGGGGGUGGUGGAGGCAGCGGCGGCGGCGGUGGCCAGGGUGGGGGCGGUGGUGGUGGCGGCAGUGGACGUGGCGGCGGCAGGGGCGGUGGUGGUCGUGGUGGAGGCGGCGGUGGUGGUCGUGGAGGCUCUGGCACUGGCCAGAGUGCGCAGCACCCUUGGUCCUCCCAGGAGCUUUGUGAGUGGUACUUACAGCACGGGGGUGGGGGGGGUAGCCUUAGCUGCACGUACGUCAUCCGCACUGGUCGCCGCAAGGGACAGACGUGCGGGAGGGCGCACACUGCGCAGCGCUGCUUCUCUUGCCUAGAUGACGCUUGGCGUGCUCAGUUUCCUGACACUCCUGAGCUCCCUCAGUGGGCUGAUCUCCUCAAGAAGGAUAUCGAUAUCUAUGCUCUUGAUUUUGAUGUUAUUCUCAAAGCAAUGUAUGCAUUCACUAUUAGUGGAGAGGAGGACCAGUACCUGAGGGUUCCGCCUGACCCAGGCAUCCGCACGAGUGAGGCUGCCGCCCUAGGUGCUUGCGUGUCUGCUGCCCCAGGUGCUGGUGAGACUUCUGCUCUAGGUGCUUGUGUGUCCGCCACCCCAGGUACUACUGAGUCCACUGAGGCACUGCACACCUUCACUCUAGACUCAGGCGCUUCGCGCUGUUUCUUUCGUGACCGCACUGCUCUUGAGCCCCUUGCUCGACCAGUGGCUGUCUCGCUCGCUGACCCCUCUGGGGGUCCGGUCAUUGCGACCUCCUCCACCCUCCUUCCUUGUCCUGCUGUCCCGUCGGGCACACUGUUAGGUCUCCACCUCCCCUCGUUCUCUACAAACUUGGUGGCGGGUUGUGCGCUUCAGGAUGGGGGUGUUCACCAGUUCACCCCUGCCUACGAGCGCGUGACACACUGCACGUGUGCUUGGACGGGCCGUCACCUGGCUACCUUCACUCGGCAGCCGGGCUCGGACCUGUACACACUGACCACUGAGUCCCCUCAGGUAGCGGCGUCUGCGUCUGCGUCAGGUCAGCUGUCUGCCCCCUGCUUGUGUCGCUCUCUAGCGCACAAGACUGUCCUCUGGCACCACCGGCUUGGUCACCCGUCAGUGCAACGCCUUCGGAGCAUGCACGCCCGGUACCUUGUCUCUGGUCUUCCUCGGGUACUCCCUCCCCUCCCACCCUCCCUUGCUCCUCCUUGUCUUCCCUGUGUCGAGGGGCGGCAGCGCGCUGCCCCUCACUCCUCCUCGUUCCCCCCGACGAUUGCUCCUUUGCAGACGCUCCACAUGGACGUGUGGGGCCCAGCCUGCGUCCGUGGUCAGGGCCAGGAGAGGUACUUCUUGAUCGUCGUUGACGACUACUCGCGCUACACCACGGUCUUCCCCUUGCGCACCAAGGGUGAAGUCCCUGAUGCCCUGAUCCCUUGGAUCAGCAGAGCACGUCUUCAGCUGCGAGAGCGUUUUCGCUCGGAGUUUCCUGUCCUACGCUUGCACUCUGACAGAGGUGGCGAGUUCUCCUCCGACCUCUUGGUAGCCUACUGUGCUGAGCACGGCAUUCGCCAGUCGUUCACGCUUCCGGCCUCUCCACAGCAGAAUGGGGUUGCUGAGCGCCGCAUUGGCUUGGUCAUGGAGGUCGCUCGUACCUCCUUAGUCCACGCGGCUGCCCCCCACUUUCUGUGGCCGUUUGCGGUCCGGUACGCUGCGCAUCAGCUCAACCUCUGGCCCCGUGUCUCCGCUCCGGAGACCUCGCCCACACUGCUGUGGACGGGGGAGGUUGGCGAUGCGUCAUGCUUCCGUGUCUGGGGAUCCCGAGCUUUUGUUCGCGACACGUCUGCGGACAAGCUCUCCUCCCGCACUGCUCCCUGUGUCUUUCUUGGCUUUGUCCCGGAUGCGUCUGGCUGGCAGUUUCACCACCCCGCCUCGCACCGCGUCUUCCCCUCUCAGGACGUCACUUUUGACGAGUCCGUGCCCUUCUACCGCCUCUUCCCCUACCGCACUGCCCCGCUCCCUCCCCCGCCUCUCUUCCUCGCACCAGGUGCUGCAGUGGUAGACCCCCUCCCCCCUCAGGGUGCCGCUCCCUCAGGUGUCUCUCAGGUAGACCCGGUUGAGCCUGCCGAGGUAGCUGUCGACUCGCGUCCUGCUAGAGGUGCUGAGCCUGAGCGUGCGGAGCCUGAGCGUGCGGAGCCUGAGCGGGCGGAGCCUGGGGGUGCUGAGUCUGGGGGUGCUGAGACUGGGGUUGACCGUGAGGCGCCUGGAGGACCUCCCUCUUCGCAGCAGCUACGUGAGUGGUACUCACGGUACUGCAGCCUCCGGCGGGGUGCGUCUCGGGCUCGUAGUGCUACUGGAGUUGGUACUCGUGUUUCCCCACCACGGCGGGAGCCGCCCUCUUCCCCACAGCUUCAAGAGUGGUACGCUCGGCACAUCAGUCUCCGGAGUGGGGCUCCUGGUGCUGGGGUCCCCGGAGUUGACGCUGCUGCGGGUGCUGCGGACCCUGGUGCUGGAGGUGCUGCUGCUGCUGGCGGUGCUGCUGGAGGUGCUGCUCGUACUGAGGACCCGGGCGUUGGAGCUGCUGUGGGUGCUGCGGACCCUGGUGCUGGAGGUGCUGCUGCUGCUGGAGGUGCUGCUGGUGCUUCUGGAGGUGCUGCUGCUGCCGCUGGUGUCUCUGCUGAGACGUGA
Molecule: messenger RNA, 3522 nt
Organism: Closterium sp. NIES-65
Lineage: Eukaryota; Viridiplantae; Streptophyta; Zygnematophyceae; Desmidiales; Closteriaceae
Source: the annotation of a GenBank genome assembly